This is a messenger RNA of Phaedon cochleariae (mustard beetle), 1782 nucleotides long. NCBI's taxonomy places the organism in Eukaryota, Metazoa, Arthropoda, Insecta, Coleoptera, Chrysomelidae. The record is from the annotation of a GenBank genome assembly.
GUCAAAAUGAGUAUGAACAACAAAAACAUUGCCGUAUGUAGAUUUACCCGCCAAUUGGUCAUUUCGAAAUCAGCGUUUAUUUUCCAAAAUAGAGUUUCCCAGGAAUAUCCAUAGCAAAAUUUAAUCAACAACGUUAUUAGAAAGUGAAAAAGUAUUAUAUUCGAAAAUGCCAAGAAUUGAGGUGAGUAUUUCGAAUAUUAUCGACUACAUUGGUGAUAAAAUAAGGCCAUUGAAAGAGGGAGAGGCUGUCUUCAGAGCUGGACAUAUUAUAUUGUGUGGGGUAGAUGUUGAACAAACACAUGUAAUUAAGAGCUUGUGCUUACAAACCUCAGCCCUCACGCAGCCUCCCCAUGAGAUAAAAAUAAUUCCCCAAGAAAAUGCACUUUGGAUAUGCCAAUGUUCAUGCAAAGCAGGGAACUCUGGUUAUUGUAAACAUGUUAUAGGGACUCUCAUUUAUAUAAAUAGGAAUGAAGACUUGGAUUACAUUAGUUGCACAGACCUAACCCAGAAGUGGGGAAAAGAAAAGAAAGGUGUUGAGGACAUGUAUAAAGCAAAACCAUUCUCUGAAUUCUGUCACCCAUUAAUUAAAAAAAAAAAAGUUACUCAUCAUAUUACUGAGGCUGUGAACAAGGAAAAUUUUGAUAUACUUUCAGUAGCCUCUGGGAAUUCUAGCAUUGCUAAAUUUCUUGGUCGAACAUUAGAAAAGCCAAUGAUGAGUAUGGAAGAAGCUGAAGGUUCAUCUAGCAAUGGAAAUAUUUUAGUCCAGAUUGAAAAUCAAUCAUCUGCUGAGGACAGGUUGUAUAAUUCAAAAGUUCUUUUACAGGCAUAUCGGGCCUCUUUUAAUUGGAAGCAAAACUGCUCCACACCCUUAUAUUCGUUUUCCCUUUUCUGUGUGUUUCUGAUUUUUUCAGGGGUUCAUCAUCAACUGUGGAGUCAACUGUAUAUUUGAAAAAAUUAUUGAAGAGUGCAGAAGACAGUCCGUUUCUCAAAAAAAUUUCUGAUUUGAUCAAUUUGGACUAUUUCAAUUUGCAAGGAUGCUGCCAAGAUAUUUUAAAAACACUUAGGGGCACUGACAUUAUGAAAGUGGCUCUCGAAUAUCCACAGGGGUCACCUAUGUGGAAAAAAGAAAGACAGCUAAGAAUCACUGGUUCUAACUGUUAUUCAAUUUAUACAUACCAGAAGGAUUCCUGGGAAAAUAAAUCAAUCAGCUUUUUCUUCCCCAAAGGAUUUUCUAAUAAAUUUACUCAACAUGGCAUCAAAUUUGAAUCUGAAGCCAUCAGGUCCUUUGAGAUGAAAAAUAAGAAAUUUCAAAUUUUCCAUCCUAAUUUGAUAAUUUCAAAACGUUUUCCAUGGUUAGGAAUUUCUCCAGAUGGUGUGAUAUUUCAUGAAGGAAAGCCAUGGAGAUUAAUUGAAGUGAAAUGCCCUUUCAUUGGCAAGGAGAACGAUUCCAACAAAUUUGCAGAUUUGUGCAAUUUUUUAACUAGGGAUGGUUUAGGUGUUCAAUUAAAAGUCAAACAUCCCUACUAUGGACAAGUGCAGUUAGGAAUGGCUUUGCUGAAUUUGAAAGAAACACAUUUCUUAGUAUAUUCCUCUUUUUCAGGUACUUAUUUAGAGGUAAUUGUGAAAUUUGAUGAGUUAUUUUCUAGGGAACUGAUUAAAACUAUAACAACUAAAUAUUUUGAUAAUAUGUUACACUAUUACUGUAUGAAUAAAUGAACAUCUCAAAACUUUUCUGUUGUCAAAAAUGUUUUAUAGUAUUGAAGAAUUUUAUGCUACUUAGAU